Molecule: messenger RNA, 1130 nt
Organism: Aegilops tauschii subsp. strangulata
Lineage: Eukaryota; Viridiplantae; Streptophyta; Magnoliopsida; Poales; Poaceae
Source: RefSeq, a predicted model, not a curated record
GCCACCGCCGGUCGCCACAGCACGCCACCGCAGCCAUGGUUCUGGAGGACGAGAGCAGCGACGACAACUCAAGCCUCCCGUACAUGCACUCCGAAACCUCCACCGAUGGGCUGAACCAGGUGCCUUUCUCUCUUGAGGACCCGGAUUACAAGGGUCUUGAGCUAGAUCUGAUAGUGUUGUGCGAGAAGCAUGGGAAGCCAUCAGAGAGGCUUGUUGCGUUUGAAGGAACAAUGACUGGGAGAAGGUUCUUAGCAUGUGCAGAGCCGGAAGGUCAGAAUUGUGGGUUUGUUCAGUGGGUUGAUGAGCAGUGGCCCCCAACAAUGGAGAAUGCAUUGCUGAAGCUUUGGUCAAUGGUUGAAGAGAGCAAGUCUGCUAGGGUGAAUGAUAAUCUUCAAAGUGCUCUAACUAUUCAUCAGUUGACAGAAGAAAAGAACAAGCUGGAUGCAGACUAUGACAAGUUAGUGAAAGAUGUGCAUCAACUUGUGGACUUUCAGCAGGAUAGGGUUGUGGAUUUCAGUUAUCUGCAGUCUGCUGUCACAUAUCAGCACCAAUGCAGAGCUGAAUUGGUGGCUGGAAGCUUUGGUCAAUGGUUGAAGAGAUUGACAGAAGAAAAGAACAAGCUGGAUGCAGACUAUGACAAGUUAGUGAAAGAUGUGCAUCAACUUGUGGACUUUCAGCAGGAUAGGGUUGUGGAUUUCAGUUAUCUGCAGUCUGCUGUCACAUAUCAGCACCAAUGCAGAGCUGAAUUGGGGGCUGGUAUGAAUGCAGAAAUGGCAAAGAAAGAUGCAGCUGCACAGAAGCUUCAACAAAAGUAUGAACUCCUGUGCAACCUGACAAGUGCUCAAGCAACUGUCAUCCAAAACUUGAAGUUGAAGAAUAUGAAAGAGAAGGAAUUGUUGAGUGAGGCUAGGAUAAAUUUGGAGUUGAAGAAUGCAGAGUUCACAAAGUUUGAGGAGAAGCUCACCCAAGAGAAGCUAGAGUUGAAGCUCCAGGUUGCUGAUCUGCUGAAGCUCAAGGAAAACCAUAAUGAAGAGAAGCAGAUGCAAGAGUUUAAGAUUACUGAGCUCAUCAAGGCAGAGGAGAAGCUGAAGAAGAAGAUCAAGGGGAUCCAGGCCAUCUUGCAGAACUGA